Molecule: messenger RNA, 666 nt
Organism: Echinostoma caproni
Lineage: Eukaryota; Metazoa; Platyhelminthes; Trematoda; Plagiorchiida; Echinostomatidae
Source: the annotation of a GenBank genome assembly
AUGGCCUUUCCCGAGGUUCCCGCCAAACUACCAUACGAAUCCUUGAAAUCGCUCCUGCUCAACCACGUGCUGCCUACUAAAUUCCAAGCCCACGAACGUGCUAAAUUCAUUUCCAUGAUCCGUGCUGACUACAUGUCUUGCCGUGAUUUCAUCCUGCAGGUAAACCGACGGGCAUCAAGCUGCAACUACGGCGAUCUUUUGGAAGAACAGAUGUGUGAUCGUUUGGUAGCGGGCAUGCAAAAUCUCACUCUGCAACGCAAGUUACUGGAGAAAAAGGAUUUAACUUUUGCUGAAGCCCGGAAAAUUUGUGAACAGCAUGAUGACUUGAUGGAGGCUACUGCCAGCGAAGCUGUCACAUUAUUCCAACGGCAGAAGACUCCACCGAAUCGACCUUCAACGGCCAAACGUGCACCAAAGCCGCAAAAAGAUUCCCCACAUAAUGAAAAAAAAUCAAUCCAUGUUUGUCUCGUGGAGCUCACCACCUACGCUUCAAUUGCCGCUUUCGUAAUGCCAAAUGUCAUUGUUGCGGAAAGAUUGGCCACAUUCGGAGAGUAUGUAAACAAACUCGUUGCAAUCCUACACAGCCAAAUGCUUCAAAUGACACACACCAUGUGCUCUCUCUACGUUCUGAAGGCCCAGCCACCCAAUGUCUGUACCGAGAUGUGA